UAACCAUUUGAUACAUGUAUUUCCCAUUUAACUAUUUGGAAAACCCUGUUUGAGUCUGUCCAUUCUGAAUAUUUUUUUAAAAUAUGUAAUGUUCCAAAUAAGUGAUAAUAAUAAGAAUAAUGCCUUAGAAAUUCUAGUACAUAUUUCUUUGCACAGCCCUGGAAGGCUCAGGCCCAGGCCAAGGCCCAAUGUGGAGUAAAAUUCUAAAACUGAGCACGACGUCUUCCUCCUCUGUUUUCUCUUCUUCCUAAUCCGAUCCCGUACUCGACAACAAUCGAUUGCCAUGUUCGCCAUUCCUUUUUGUCCUCCGUCUUCGUCUUCUUCUACUGUUUCCUUCCUCUCGCAAACAGCCAGAAGCCAGCUUCCGGUCUAUUCACAUGCAGCAGCAUCUGGCACUCAUGAAUGCUUCUUUCUCGUGAAUUUCUCUACUGCAACCUCGAUUGAGAUUAAACCAGUUCGAGCCACUCAACAUCUUCUUAUCCAGUGCGGCUGCCUCAACUCGCUAACAGAUCUUCAAAGUGACACAGGUUUUCUCUAUCCAUUGUUCCGGGAGCUGGGAAUCAACGAAGAAGAAACAGAAUAUCUUCUUUUGAAGAACCCAUCUCUGAAAUUAUCUUCUUUCGAUGAGAUAAAGAGCCGUCUUCUUUCUUUGCAGUCUCUUGGAAUCACGGGUACUGCGCUUUAUCGCAUGGUUAUGAAACGCCCAAAUGUGUUGACAGCAGAGGAAGUUGAUCCAUUGAUACGAUUUCUGCUCGAUGACAUGGAAGGAAAGCUUGAGCUAAAGCAGCUCGAACGCCUGUUAACUGCAACGGAAGCAAGAUUCUUGGCUGGUUUUAACCGAAAGGUUAGGCUACUACUUCGACAUGGGGUUCCUAAAGAAAAGAUUGCUUAUGUUCUCAACGAUGUCAAUCUAUCAAAAGCGUUGUGUAAGAAGUCACUUGGAGAUAUUCAAAGAACCAUUGAUUUCUUGCAGCCUUAUGGUGGCAUUGACCUAAUUUUAAGACGGCCAUUGAUCCUUAAUUAUGAUCUUGAAACUCAGCUGAUUCCAAAGGUUACUUUUCUUCUGGAGCUUAGUGGGGGAGAUGAAAAUGGCACUGGGACGGUGCUGCGGAGGCUUCCUACAAUCUUGAGCUACAGUUUUGGCCAUUUGGAGAACCAUGUAGAGUUCUUCAGGUGUUUUGCUGGACUAAGUGAUCAACAAAUAUUCAAGAUCAUUCUCGUGUUUCCAAAUGUGAUUAGUGCCAGCAAGGAGCGUAAAUUGCAUCCAAGAGUAGAGUUUCUCAAGCAAUGUGGCUUGGAUUCUAAUGACAUUUUCAAGUUCUUGACAAAAGCUCCUCUAUUUCUAGCCCUGUCUUUGGAAGAUAAUCUUGCACAUAAGCUUGGAGUUUUGGUGAAGAUUGGGUAUGAAUAUAGAACAAAGGAAUUGGCUAUGGCAGUCGGCGCUAUGACUAGAACAAGCUGUGAGAAUAUGCAGAAGGUGAUAGGGCUUUUCUUGGAUUAUGGACUGUCUUAUGCCGACAUUCUCGCCAUGAGCAAGAAGCAUCCUCAAGUUUUGCAGUACAAUCAUGGUUCCUUGCAAGAGAAGAUGGAGUACUUGAUAGAGGAGAUGGGUCGGGAAGUUGAAGAGCUUUUGGUUUUUCCUGCAUUUCUUGGUUACAAGCUUGAUGGGAGGAUCAAGCAUAGAUAUGAAGCAAAGAGAAAGACUAGAGGAGAAAAUAUGUCACUCAACAAACUUUUAACAGUAUCAGCUGAAAGAUUCAAGAACAAAGAAACUCUUGUUCAUGAUUGACUAACCAAAUGAGGAGCAAAGUUACAAAAAGUUUGUUUCUUUUAUUCAGUGGUUAUUUUCCUGGUUCUUAAUUUCCUAUUUCAGAAAAAUUUCUCCUUGCUCAAAUUGGAUUCAGAGGGACUCUUGAUCUAGUCUCAUAAGCUGUUGCGGUGUGCUUGAUUAUAAGUUGGUCAAUGACAAAGUUGGAAACCUCAGAAAGAACUCUGGCAAUCAGAUCAGGUGGUAGUACUGUAGUACUAGCAGCCGGCAAUUCUUGUAUUGAUGAGCUUGGAUGGAAUCAGAGUAGAUAUCAUCCAUAGUGGAGACUGGAGCACUUUAUUUCCUCUUGGUGUCUUAUUGUAAUAGUUCUAUUAUUGGAAUUAUAAAACUCAGCAUUGAUCUAUAUCAAUUAAAAAAAAAAAAGACUUCGAUGCAAAGUACUGCAUCUGCAAUCCGAAGUCCGAAGUUUCUCUAAAGAUUUUGAUUGCCAAUACCUGUCAUAUGCUCGCGUAUCUACAUGGUGAAGAAAGAUUAGCCUCAAAGACUAAUUUUGAGAGUGUUCAUAAGAGAUGGUCUCACUGUGGCAAACGUCAUUAAUAGAAGCCAUGGUAGCAUGGGUAGUUCAUUUUUCAAACAGAAACCAUCAACUGAGACACGGAAAAGAAAGCCAGCAGAAACUUGCCUAGACAGGGGAAAGCUGCACAUAUCAACUUACCUAUAGAUUCUAAAUAUACUUCAAAAUGUUUUCUCUCAUCUUUUAUAGAUUAUCAUAUGUGUAUCUAAUCUUCACAAGAAGCAUCAAUUAUACGUUCAUACAUUUUAGAA
Carica papaya (papaya) is the source of this 2593-nucleotide messenger RNA. It is a transcript of the gene PTAC15, whose product is annotated as plastid transcriptionally active 15. Gene Ontology annotation, cellular component: mitochondrion. The record is from RefSeq and is a predicted model, not a curated record. Gene Ontology annotation, biological process: regulation of DNA-templated transcription; mitochondrial ribosome assembly; mitochondrial transcription. Gene Ontology annotation, molecular function: double-stranded DNA binding. NCBI's taxonomy places the organism in Eukaryota, Viridiplantae, Streptophyta, Magnoliopsida, Brassicales, Caricaceae.